Messenger RNA from Rubroshorea leprosula, 1905 nucleotides. The record is from the annotation of a GenBank genome assembly. NCBI's taxonomy places the organism in Eukaryota, Viridiplantae, Streptophyta, Magnoliopsida, Malvales, Dipterocarpaceae.
GUUCACCCCUAUCCACACAUUGUUCCCCUUUAUUGCAACUGCAGAUCCUGCUUUGAGGGAGAAUUUGAGAAGCAAGAAGCUUUAUGAUCUUCAUACUGCGUUUAAGAGAGAAAGAGGGUGGAGAAAGAAGUGAUCUUUACAAGGAAAAGUGGACUUUUGUGCGUUUUGUCUUUUUUGGGUGUGUGGGAUAUGAAUUGUGAGCUUCUGGGUUUCUCUUAGGAAGGAUCUGUUUUCAGCUUUCUGGGGUCUGCUUCGGUGGGGAAGGACAAUGGCUAGGAGUAACGAGGUUAACCUCAGUGAGUCUAAGAUGGUGGUUCCACUAAAUACAUAUGUCCUGAUCUCCAAUUUUAAGUUGGUGUACAAUCUUCUUCGCCGCCCUGAUGGCACUUUCAAUCGUCACUUGGCAGAGUAUCUUGAUAGGAAGGUCCCUGCAAAUGCAAACCCGGUUGAUGGUGUUUUCUCAUUUGAUAUCAUCAUUGAUUGCAGUACGGGCCUCCUAAGCCGGAUUUAUCGCCCAGCCAGUGCAGAUGAACCUCAGCCUAAUAUCACUGAACUUAUGAAGCCAGUUACAUCUGAUGUUGUCCCUAUUAUAAUUUUUUUUCAUGGUGGAAGCUUUGCUCAUUCCUCUGCAAAUAGUGCCAUAUAUGACAUUCUAUGUCGCCGAUUAGUGGGUUUCUGUAAGGCUGUUGUGGUCUCUGUGAAUUAUCGGCGUGCACCUGAAAAUAGAUAUCCUUGUGCUUAUGAUGAUGGAUGGGCAGCUCUUAAAUGGGUGAACUCUAGAUCAUGGCUUCAGAGUAAGGACAAGAAGGUUCAUAUCUAUUUGGCAGGGGAUAGCUCUGGUGGUAACAUUGCCCAUCAUGUUGCAAUGCGAGCAGCAGAAUCGGGAAUUGAAGUGCUGGGGAAUAUAUUGCUCAAUCCAAUGUUUGGUGGGCAAGAAAGAACUGAAUCUGAAAAACAAUUCGAUGGAAAAUAUUUUGUUACUGUACAAGACCGGGACUGGUACUGGAGAGCCUUUCUUCCUGAAGGAGAAGAUAGGGACCAUCCAGCAUGUAACCCAUUUGGUCCUAAGGGUAAAAGCCUUGACGGAAUCAAAUUUCCAAAAAGUCUAGUUGUGGUGGCAGGUUUGGACCUUACUCAGGAUUGGCAAUUAAUGUAUGUUGAAGGGCUCAAGAAGGCUGGGCAAGAGGUGAAACUUUUAUACCAGGAGCAGGCAACAGUUGGGUUCUACUUCUUGCCAAAUAACAAUCACUUCCACACCGUCAUGGAUGAGAUAACUCAAUUUGUGAGUUCUAACCAUGAAUAAAUUAACAUUACCUACAGGCAGCCAUUAACAACGGCUGCAUGACAUAGUAAUCUGGGUAAUUAAAGAUGGUUUGAAGUUUGUUAUAUUCUAGUGUUUACUACUUUCUCUUAAUGCUAGCAUUAGGGGUAGCCUGCUACAUUGAGUUCUGCUUACUGGGCUUCUAAUAUUGUGUUCUGAAGGUGUAAUUCAGCAUCUACGAGGAUGGGAUAUUAAUAUUACUAUCAUUACAUUAUAUAAGCAAAUGUGUGGACCUAGGAGGCCAUAGUUUAAGGGAGAUUUUGGGUAGCCAGAGCUGCUUGACUGUGUUCAGAUUACUAGUGAGUUUGUGAUUACCAAUACUGGUUUCUAGCCACAAAGGGAGAAGUGGAAUGUAUUGGUAACAUCUGGUAGUGGAAUGUAUGUCGCUAAUACUAAUAUAGCUAAUUUUAGGAUAUGGAUGAGAAUGCUUCUAUAAUGCAUGGUCUUGUCUGGUUAUGUACAUGAGUUGGUAUAUAUAGAGAGAGAUGCCUUCUUAAUUCCGUCUGUUGGCAUUUGGUUUCCAUUUUUCUUGCUGUGAUGCUGUACUGGGCAAAGUGUAAAUACAAUCAAAUGUUGUGCUAGUG